Molecule: messenger RNA, 3631 nt
Organism: Colias croceus (clouded yellow)
Lineage: Eukaryota; Metazoa; Arthropoda; Insecta; Lepidoptera; Pieridae
Gene: hth
Product: homeobox protein homothorax
Exons: 14
Coding region: 244-1524 (426 amino acids)
Biological process (GO): embryonic pattern specification; positive regulation of transcription by RNA polymerase II; eye development
Molecular function (GO): DNA-binding transcription activator activity, RNA polymerase II-specific; RNA polymerase II cis-regulatory region sequence-specific DNA binding
Source: RefSeq, a predicted model, not a curated record
UGCCGAGCGCGCCGGGCCACCCGCACCCCGCGCCAGCUCGGCCACGACGCGAUCCGUGUGCGUUCUCAAAACCGACCGUCGCGAGUGCACUAUGACACUAGUGAGCUAGCGGGCCGCUGUGACGGUGUCGAAUAAUUUAUGUGUAUGUGUUCACGUGCUUGUGGUGUGUGUUAGCUUGGCCCGUGAUUAAAAACGUUCGUGGUGGCCAGCGGAGCCUUGCACCCGGGCUCGGGGCGAGCUUUCAUGGCUCAGCCUAGGUACGACGAAAGCCUCCACGGCGGGGGCUACAUGGAGGGAGGGAUGUACCACGAACACAGGCUGUCGCACCCCCACAUCCCCCCCGUGCACUACCCCCCCGCGGCGUCGCACGCGCUGCCCGGCGAGCCGCUCGUGCACAAGCGCGAUAAGGACGCUAUAUAUGGGCACCCCCUGUUCCCCCUGCUGGCGCUGAUCUUCGAGAAGUGCGAGCUAGCCACCUGCACCCCCCGGGACCCCGGGGUCGCGGGAGGGGAUGUCUGUUCGUCAGAGUCGUUCAACGAGGAUAUUGCGGUUUUUAGCAAACAGAUACGCCAAGAAAAACCCUACUACAUAGCGGAUCCUGAGGUCGAUUCAUUAAUGGUGCAAGCAAUACAAGUGCUCCGGUUUCACCUCUUAGAAUUAGAAAAAGUGCACGAGCUGUGCGACAACUUCUGCCACCGCUACAUCAGCUGCCUUAAGGGCAAGAUGCCCAUUGACCUGGUGAUCGACGAGCGGGAGAGCGCCCGCCCGCCCGACUCCAACGGCGAGCGCUCCGCCCCCGACAGCAGCCACGACGGAGCCUCCACCCCGGACGUUAGGCCGCCCUCCUCCUCGCUGUCGUACGGCGCGGUGAACGACGACGUGCGCUCGCCGGGCUCCGGCGGUACGCCCGGCCCGCUCAGCCAGCAGCCGCCGCAGACCCUCGACGCGACAGACCCAGAUGCAAUGGGCAAAUGGUGCCCGUCGCGGCGUGAAUGGUCCUCCCCGCCGGACGUAGCGCGGCGCGUCUACUCGUCAGUGUUCCUGGGCAGCCCCGGUGAGUAUCCAGGGGAUGCAAGUAACGCGAGUAUCGGUUCCGGGGAGGGAACGGGAGAGGAGGACGACGACACGAACGGGAAGAAGAACCAGAAGAAACGGGGGAUCUUCCCGAAGGUAGCGACCAAUAUCCUCCGGGCGUGGCUCUUUCAACAUUUAACGCAUCCGUACCCUUCAGAGGACCAGAAAAAGCAGUUAGCACAGGACACAGGGUUAACGAUACUACAAGUAAAUAAUUGGUUUAUCAACGCAAGACGUAGGAUAGUUCAACCAAUGAUCGACCAGUCGAAUAGAGCAGUGUUCUACCCCGCAGUGUUCCCCCACGCGGGCCCCAGCGGCGCGUACAGCCCCGAGGCCACCAUGGGCUACAUGAUGGACGGCCAGCAGAUGAUGCACAGGCCCCCCACGGACCCCGCCUUCCACCAGGGCUACGCGCACUACCCCGCCGAAUAUUACGGCCACCAUCUCUAAUGUAACUUGUACAUAUAUGAAUAACGUACACGCAACGAUGCCUCAGCUAGAGGCUGUAGUGUGCGACAUAUAAGGCCCCCCACUAAUGAUGCGCGCGACUACACGCGACUCGUAGCGACGCGACGCAACGCGACGCGACGCGACGCAACGCGACGCGGCGUGACGCAACGCGCGUCUGGACUGGCACGUGAUACGAACAAAACAGGAGAACGAUGCUAAUGUACAUAAAGCUAUACGUUUUGUAAUAUUUGAAACAGUAUACGAUCUCCUAAAUUAAGGUUUAAAGUCAACUUUAAUGUUUAAAUUAAUGUAAAUUAACGAAGUGACACUGUGGACGCUGUAUUAUACGACUGGUGCAAUCACCUUAUUAUAAAUAUUAUGAAAACGGUUUUAUCACUCGGAACUAUAGGAGCAAAGUUGAUGAAUGUAACAAUAAACGGUUUGAUAGUUAUCGUAUAAAUAUUUAUAGCUAAUUGUGUAUUGUUAUUACGUAAAUAUAAAUAAAUAAUUGAAUAGUUGUAAGUUGUAACUAUCACAAGUGCUGGGCUCGCUGGAAGGUAAUAGAAGUUUUGUAAAAGAGCUAUGUAUGUAGUAGGUUAUUUAGAAUCAUUUCUGUGUAUAAUUUUUUUGUUAUGCGUGGCGACUUGAUCAUGAAUAUGAAUUGUAAUUGAGGCAGCGACGAUGCGACUACACCGCGACUUUUCGUCGCUCAUUCAUGUUCGUGAACAGGUCCGAACGCAAUUUGGGAACAACCAUCGAUUUGAUUUUCUUAAUGAUAAUUUCAUUACGCUGUUACCUAACUACUUAUUUAUAAAGCUCAGUUUCCAACGUCAAUUCCCUUCUCGUUUACGCAAUUUUGCUUUACAGGUGACAUACAUAUCUUGAAUUAUAUACUAUUAUAUAUUAUAUUUAUAACGAUAUUAAGUAUGAGGUAUCAUAGUAUCACCUUGCCCUGGUGUUCAGUAAAAUAGCACAAUUUGUAACCCAUGUAUACGAUGAAAUAAAAUAAUAUUUUACACUGUUAAAACGAUGAGAUUUUUAGCUAUAUUUUUCGUCUUCAUUGAUAAUUGUGGAUUGCCUUAACGAUGUGGUUAAUGUUGAAAACUCACGUUUUUAAACAGAAUUAUGGAACGAUGAUAAACAAAGAAUGUGAGGGAGAUUGUUUAAAUGCGUCAGUGACAAAAAAAGUAAUUAUAACCAAUGACAGAAUAAACGUGAAUCAGAAGAAAAAUUACCUUGGUGUUGGCGAUAAAUUACGAAAUAUGAAUUUAAAAUUACUUGGAUACUAAAUUUAAACUCAAUUGCUGAAAUAAAUUUAUAACAAUUAAUAAAUAUCUUUUAUGUAGUAAUACCGAAUACGUAAUCUACAAAAAAUACGAUUAACAUUAAAGACUUAAAAAAAUACGACGCAUUUAAACAUCUUCAUGGAUUAUGAAUCAGAAUUAGUUUCAUGUAUAACAUUAAACCGCGCCAAUAAAGGAUCGAAUCACAAAAUUUGCUGUUCGAUCCUUUAAUGGCACGGGUUAUAACUGAUAGUAUACUAAGGUGACGACCACGGACGUAAAUAAGUCGAGCUAUGACUCGUUACCAGCCUUAUGCAAUGUAUACGAAUGGGAGCUUCUUAAAUUUGACAAAAUUUUCAAAUUUAAAUAAUUCGAUCGCGGUUUUUGAUAGCUAUAGUUAUCCGGAAUCAAGCUUUAUUCUAUUUUUAAAUAAUGUGACGUGAUUGUUAUAUAGUAUUCUACAAUUCGUCAAAUGCAUUUUACAAUGACUCUGUAUACGAUAUUUUUAAUCAUUCAUGUUAUUAAACAGUUUAUGUACCUAUUGGUUUAUGGAAUGCAAAAACUUAUUUGAAACAUAUUUUAUCUCUCAUUAUUUUAAAUCUUUACCUUUUCGAAUCAUCACAUUAACAUGUCGUCAAUUACGAUAAAUUUUUACACUCAUUAAGACCUAUGCAAGUCGUAUUGAAUUAGGAUAGGUUCACGACAAUCACGUCACAAACAUAUAUUUGUUACACUCUGUAAAUAUAUCGUAUUAUCUUUGUAUAAACGUUUCGUUUCCAGUGAAAUUUUUCAGUAUUAAAACCCGAUUUCGGUUCAAAAAUCUU